Messenger RNA from Diorhabda sublineata, 4468 nucleotides. Its product is annotated as zinc finger protein 729-like. Lineage: Eukaryota; Metazoa; Arthropoda; Insecta; Coleoptera; Chrysomelidae. The transcript has 4 exons. The coding region runs from base 1037 to 4468 and encodes 1143 amino acids. Gene Ontology annotation, biological process: regulation of transcription by RNA polymerase II. Gene Ontology annotation, molecular function: RNA polymerase II cis-regulatory region sequence-specific DNA binding; DNA-binding transcription activator activity, RNA polymerase II-specific. Gene Ontology annotation, cellular component: nucleus. The record is from RefSeq and is a predicted model, not a curated record.
UAUGUCGACGAACUUUUAAAGAAGCCUGGAAUAUGCAGAGAUAGCUAUAAUAAUAGUUAUAGUGUAAGUAAUGCAUGUUCAAGUAAAGAAAACAAGUCAGGAAGUGGUAGUGGGGAUUUCAACUUUUUCUUGAAGAAGCCAAGGAUAUAAUUUAAAUAAUGAUGAUUAUGACAAUGUCACUGCUAUCUUUUCCGAGAUGAAUUAAGGAAUAAUUAUUUCUGUAGAAACUGUAAUUCACAAUUUAACGCAAGGUGAAAAUUUGACAAAUGAAGUUUACAUUAAAACUAAAUCGGAAGAUUCUUUAGAAUCUGACCCGGAAAUGGAAGGAAAGAGAGUAACAGUUAGUGAAAUUGUCUAUAUAAAUAUAUUCAAGCGAUUGCUCAUUUCCUAUAAAUGCAAUUGAGUGAGAAAAGGGUGGAGAUAGUGCAGAUAAUUAAUUUGUGACUUUGAUCAUCCGGAUGCUGAAAUAUUUAAAAAAAUCGCUUAGUGUAGUCGUACAACAAAAACCUUAUUUUAAGGAUUGUGAGCUUUAUUAAAAAAAUAUUUCUGUAGUUAGUUUUAUGUUUAGUCUUAGGUAUAUAUCCGACCAAUUCUAUAGUUUUAAUACUUAUUUUAUGUAUGUUGGUACCACUGAGCAAUGUAAUGAGAGAUGGCAGCUUGAUAACCACGAAUGUACAAAUGCUAUAAAAUAUUUGAGUUAUAUAUAAGUACUCUUAAUAAUAAAGAUACAAAUUUAAGGAAUAAUAACACUAACGAAAAGAACAGUAAAUUGAUUUGGAGGCAGACCGCAAACAAAACUAAGAUUGGUUCACAUUCAAACUUUGGUGACCGUAUAUUAACCAUUUAUUCCAAAAGUUUCCAUGGUUGUAACAAAACCCCUAUACUUUUUAUGUGGUUUUAACUAACCUACAUGUACAUGUAUUGAGGUUAUACGUGUUUUAUUAUUGUUAAUAUAAUGGUUAUCAAUACAUUUGUUUACUAUUUUAAUUGAUAAAAUUAAGAACACAAUAAUACAGGAAAGGUUAUUAACAGAGAAAUGGAUAUCCAAAAUCUUGAAGAAGAAACUGAUAUCCACGAUAAUUUUUCAUCAAGUAUCGAUAUAAAACAAGAAUUAAUUGACGAAGUACCUACAAUAGAAAUUCAAAAUAGAAAUGAACAAGUAAAUACAAUUCACUCGAUCAAACAAGAAAUCAACGAUGACUUGAAUACAACUGAGAUAUUUGAUAAUAAUGUGGAUGUACUUAAUAAAACAAUAAGGAACAUUUCGAGUACUCAAUUCAAACUAAACAAACCGGGAUAUUCGGAAGCUACCCAUAGAAAGGGAAUUAAAUUAAAAGUUACAGGACUGAUAAGAGAUUGGAAACAUUUGCAACCAAAUUCUAUGGGGUUAAUGAUAUGUGUAUAUUGUGGGAAUUUAUAUACAAAACAAGAAGAAUUGUUAUACCACUUGGCAAUAAAUCAUUGUAUAAAAGGAAACAAAUUUUCCAAGAUUAGAAUGCACCAUAAAACUAAAAGUAAUACAUGUAUUGUGGGAAAUAUUAAUAUUAAAGAUGAAAUUGAAGUGAUUGAACAUAAAUUGAAAGUAGAGCUGCAGGACACCUUAAACCAGUUGGAUGUUAUCAAUAAUUCAAACUCAAAUUUACAUAAGCGUUUGAAAUCAAUUCAAACCAAAUCAAACAUGCAUUUACAUACUUACACAAGGACUAAACCAUUCAAAUGUGAUAUUGGUAGGAGCCUCUUCUCUUAUAAAAGUAAUUCAAACAUAAAAAUGCAUAAUCACCCAGGAGAAAAGCCCUUCAGAUGUGACAUUUGUUCUAAAACUUUUUCACAGAGAAGUGGUUUGAAGAGACAUUUGUAUAAUCAUACAGGAGAAAAAUCAUUCAAAUGUGAUAUUUGUUCUAAAAGUUUUUCACAGUCAAGUGAUUUGAAGUCACAUUUGCGCAGUCAUACAGGAGAGAAGCCAUUCAAAUGCGAAGUUUGUUUUAAAACUUUUUCACGUAGGAAUGGUUUGAAAAUACAUUCGUAUACUCAUACGGGAGAAAAGCCAUUCAAAUGUGACAUUUGUUUUAAAACUUUUCCACAGUCAAGUGAUUUAAAGAAACAUUUGCGUAACCAUACAGGAGAAAAGCCAUUCAAAUGUGAUAUUUGUUUGAAACCAUUUUCACGGAAAAUUAAUUUGAAGACACAUUUAUGUAGUCAUACAGGAACAAAACCAUUCAAAUGUGACAUUUGCUUAAAAACUUUUUCAGAUAAGAGUAUUUUGAAGAGACAUUUGCAUAGUCAUACAGGAGAGAAGCCAUUCAAAUGUGAUAUUUGUUUGAAAACAUUUACAUGGAAAAUAAAUUUAAAAAGACAUUUUCAUAGUCAUACAGCAGAAAAGCCAUUCAAAUGUGACAUUUGUUUGAAAACUUUUUCAGAUACAAGUCAUUUGAAGGCACAUUUGCGUAUCCAUACAGGAGAAAAGCCUUUCAAAUGUGAUGUUUGUUUGAAAACUUUUUCAGAAAAGAGCGGAUUGAAGAGACAUUUGCGUACUCAUACAGGAGAAAAACCAUUCAAAUGUGAUAUUUGUUUGAAACCAUUUUCACAGAAAAUUCUUUUGAAGACGCAUUUGCAUAGUCACACAGGAGAAAAACCAUUCAAAUGUGACGUUUGUUUCAAAACUUUUUCAGACAGAAGUAAUUUGAAGAGACAUUUGCCUAGUCAUACAAGAGAAAAGCCAUUCAAAUGUGAUAUUUGUUUUACAACUUUUUUACAGUCCAUUGAUUUCAAUGCACAUUUGUGUAUUCAUACAGGAGAAAAGCCAUUUAAAUGUGACAUUUGUUUGAAAUCUUUUUCACAGAUAAGUAAUUUGAAUAGGCAUUCACGUAUACAUACAGGAGAAAAGCCAUUCAAAUGUGAAAUUUGUUUAAAAACUUUUUCAGAUAGAAGUAAUUUGAAGAGACAUUUGCAAAGUCAUACGGGGGGAAAGCCAUUCAAAUGUGAUAUUUGUUCGAAACCAUUUUCACGGAAAAUCAAUUUGACGACACAUUUGUGUAGUCAUACAGGAGAAAACAUUUGCGAAAAUGUACAAGAGGAAAACCAACACGAUAAUACAGGAAAGGUUAUUAACAGAGAAAUGGAUAUCCAAAAUCUUGAAGAAGAAAUUGAUAUCCACGAUAAUUUUUUAUCAAGUAUCGAUAUAAAACAAGAAUUAAUUGACGAAGUACCUACAAUAAAAAUUCAAAAUAGAAAUGAACAAGUAAAUACAAUUCACUCAAUCAAACAAGAAAUCAACGAUGACUUGAAUACAACUGAGAUAUUUGAUAACAAUGUGGAUGUAACUAAUGAAACAACAAGGAACAUUUCGAGUACUCAAUUCAAACUAAACAAGCCGGGAUAUUCGAAAGCUACCCAUAGAAAGAAAAUUAAAUUAAAAGUUACAGGACUGAUGAAAGAUGGAAAAUAUUGGCAGCCAAAUUCUAUGGGGUUAAUGAUAUGUGUAUAUUGUGGGAAUUUAUAUACAAAACAAGAAGAAUUGUUAUACCACUUGGCAAUAAAUCAUUGUAUAAAAGGAAGCAAAUUUUCCAAAAUUAGAAAGCACCAUAAAAGUAAAAGUGAUACAUGUAUUAUGGAAAAUAUUGAUAUAAAAGAUGAAAUUGAAGUAGUUGAACAUGAACUCAAAGUGGAACUGCAGGAUACCACAAACCAGUUGGAUGUUACCGAUAAUUUAGAAUCAAUUCAAACUAAUUCAAAUAUGCAUUUACAUAGUUACACUACAACAAAACAAUUCAAAUGUGACAUUUGUAGCAAACCAUUCUCUUAUAAAAGUAAUUUAAAUAUACAUAUGCUUAGUCACAAGAGAGAAAAGCGAUUUAAGUGUGACAUUUGUUUGAAAACUUUUCCAUAUACAAGUUACUUGAAGACACAUUUGUGCAGCUGUACAGAAGAAAAGCCAUUCAAAUGUGAUAUUUGUUCUAAGACUUUUUCGCAGAGGAGUGGUUUGAAGAGACAUUUGAAAAGUCAUUCAGGAGAAAAGUCAUUUAAAUGUGAUAUUUGUUCUAAAACUUUUUCACAGUCAAGUGAUUUGAAGACACAUUUUCGUAGUCAUACAGGAGAAAAGCCAUUCAAAUGUGAAAUUUGUUUUAAAACUUUUUCACGUAUGAAUGGUUUGAAAAUACAUUCUUAUACUCAUUCAGGAGAAAAGCCAUUCAAAUGUGAUAUUUGUUUUAAAACCUUUUCACAGUCAAGUGAUUUGAAAAAACAUUUGCUUAACCAUACAGGAGAAAAGCCAUUCAAAUGUGAUAUUUGUUUAAAACCAUUUUCAAGGAAAAUUAGUUUGAAAACACAUUUGCAUAUCCAUACAGGAGAAAAACCUUUCAAAUGUGAAAUUUGUUUAAAAACUUUUUCAGAUAAAAGUAAUUUGAAGAGACAUUUGCGAAGUCAUACAGGAGAAAACUUUUGCAUAAAUUUACAGGAGAAAAACCAUUGA